AAAUUUUUCGGACACAAGGGUCGAAUUACAAUAGUCUAUAACUAGUGCGGGCUAAAAUUCAAUUCAAAAUCCCAAAAUGGGGUCACUUUUUCUAAAUAACCAAAAUUAGGGUUUCCUUCAGCUUCAGCUCUCGUUUCGGAAUCUCAUUCCCUUCCAAUCUCAAAUUCCGAGUUUGAAUUCUCCGGAAUCACAACCCGAUUACCCAAAUUUCCAAAGUAGGUUCUGAAAGUUACGACCUUUGGCUGAAAUGGACGACAUGGAAGACGAUGAAAGGUACCACCCGAAACCCUACAACCAUCACAGCUCCUCGAAUCGGCGAAAGAUCCACACCCGGAACAACCCGUAUUCCCGGCCACCUCCCAAUCGAUACGAGCCGGAAGACGACGACGACGCAAUCGACGACGAUCUGGACGAGGAGAAUUACGGCCAAGACGACGUCGUCGUGGAAGAGCAGUACCAGCACCACCCGCACGACCUGAAUCGGAGCUUCGACGCCCCCGCUGAGAACGGCUUCGAGUGGCACCCGAAGAAGAGGAAGCUGAAGAAUUUGGAUUCGGGUUACGAGUUCGCGCCUCGGGUCAAGUUUCCGGGUCGGGUCGGGUCGAGCUCGGAGGAGUGGACGGAGCACGCGGUGUUUGUGCUGCUGGAGGUUUGGGGUGACAGGUUUCUUGAGCUGGGGAGGAAGAGCUUGAGGUCGGAAGACUGGAGUGACGUGGCGGUGAAGGUAUCGGAGGGGAGCAAGUUGGAGAGGAGUGAUAAGCAAUGUAGGAAAAUGCUGGAUAUGCUGAAGAGGAAGUAUAAGAAGGAGAAGGCGAAAGUCGAAGAAACAGGGGGUUCGAGCAAGUGGGGGUAUUUCAAGAAGAUGGAAAUGCUGAUGGCCUCGAAUAUGAGGCAGGAAUGUGGGUUGGCUUGUGGGGUGGAUAAUGGGGAGUAUGUGUUUAUGAAUACGAGGGUGUAUUUGGAGAAGUCGAAUGGGUUUGAUGAGAUGAGGGAUAGUCCAGGGGAGUCAGAGACGGAUGAGGAGGAGAAUGAGAGUGAGCAGAAUGGGUUCGGGUUUGGGAUUCCUCCGAGGCAGGGAGGGGGAGGGGGGUUGGAAGGGUCUUCUUUCCGAGUGUUGGCGGAUUCUAUUCAGAAGUUUGGGGAGAUAUAUGAGAAUAUUGAGAGUAGUAGGAGGCAGCAGAUGAUGGAGUUGGAGAAGAUGAGGAGGGAUUUUAAUAAGGAAAUGGAGUUGCAGAAGAAGCAGAUUCUUGAGAGGGCACAGGCGGAGAUUGCGAAGAUUCAGGAAGCGGAUGAUGAUGAUGAUGAUGAUGAUGAUGAUGAUGAUGAUGAUGAUGAUGAUGAUGAUGAUGACGACUCGGAUGCUUCUGCUGAAGAUCUGAGCGAAUGAUGGAGGUGGGAUUUGUAAAGACUGGCAUCUGAGUGGAACUAUCCGUGGAAAAUUUUCAACUGUUUCGGAGUGGAACCAGCUGCUCUGUGUUGAAGAAAGGAUUUGCGAGCAUACAUUGCGAAUUCUCCUCGUUUCUUGUCUCAGGACUGGCAUUUGACCAUCCGAGUGAAACCAUAUAUAAUUUCAACUGUUUCAGAGUGGAACCAUCUGCUCUGUAUUCAAGAGAAAGAAUCUGCGAGCAUACAAUACAAUUCGUUGCAAGUUUUGUCUGCUCUGAUACAUGUAAUUCGAUAAGGAUGGAAGCUGGUGAUUAACAUGCAACAUAUUCAUCUUUAAUUUUUUUUCCCCUAUUAUAUGCAAAAUUAUUAAUGUUGUUAA
Molecule: messenger RNA, 1765 nt
Organism: Rosa chinensis
Lineage: Eukaryota; Viridiplantae; Streptophyta; Magnoliopsida; Rosales; Rosaceae
Product: trihelix transcription factor ASIL1
Exons: 2
Coding region: 248-1387 (379 amino acids)
Cellular component (GO): nucleus
Molecular function (GO): transcription cis-regulatory region binding
Source: RefSeq, a predicted model, not a curated record